AUGCCCUCGGAACCAGGGAAUCAAUCAUGGCAUCCUGCCUUUAUGCCGAAUGCUGCUGCAGAUAUAAUUACUUCGGAAACUCUUUCACAACCAAUUGCAGAUGCGCACCCGCCCGCUGCCGAACUCAAGCCUACGGAUCAUCCAGUGAAUGGAGAACAACCAACGGUUGGAAAUGACACAACAUUGGACGAGACUUCGGAUGCGUGGAAGGGGCCGGACGUGGAGGAGGAUGUUAUGAGAGGAGACGCGGAACCUUUCGAAUUAACAGAUCUGCGAAGCGCGCUCACAUCAUCGUUGAGAAGUCCUGGAGGUGUAGAAAUGGAUGAGAGUCCAUCACACGAAGAAGUACUGGAAACAAAUGUCGCCCAAGAAGUCAAAGCGGAUUUUCCAACCACCGGUCCUUCGAAUGAUAGUAAACACGUCAGUACGAAUUCAUUCGCAAGGACAUCGCAUGAAGUAAAUUGGGGUGAAGAUGAUGAAGUAGAUCCCGAAUGGAAUUUAUCGCGUACGAAUACAGAUCCUUUCAAAAUGAUGCCUAAAUCCGAUCGAACAAACUCCUUUCCUAUCGUCCCUCCUUCUCACGAACAAGAAACUUUACACUCGAUACCACAUUCUCAAGUCGAGGAUAUCAUGAAUGAGGUGGAACAGUCACCACAUAACACGUUCUUCGAUGAGGCGCAUGAUGCUGAAGAGGACUUCUUCACACAACAGAGCUCGGGCGAUGCUUUCAAUGACGUACACGAUUCCCAAGAAACACAACCUGCAUUGGGAUAUUUACCAGAUUAUGGUCAAUCUUACGGGGGAGAUGUCGAACAAGAAGAGGAUGAGGAAUCUCGCGCACGAUUUGAAGAAGGAAUCCCACUUGUACAGCCUUCUGAUGAAGCGCAAACUCCUGUCGCUGACACAGAUCACUCUAUGUUUACACAUACUGAAGGUACGGCAGAAGAAAACGGCUUUUUUGAUAAAAGCAAUAAAUCAGCUCCUCAACACUUAGAUAUAGGUCAACCAUCACUUGAAAGAAAAUCAACUAUGCAAGUUAUGGAUUCAUUACAUUUUCAGCAAGACGAUCGAACGCUAGAGGCAACAUCAGAACUUUCCGAAACAGAGGUUAUUGUCCCGGAUCCAGUCAUGGAUAAUGAAAAUAUCCCAAAAAAUGCCCUUCAAGACGCAUUCGACGGGCCUGAUUCCGAAUUCCCGGCGACCUUAGGCGGAGAGGCUGGUGAGACCAGUAGUGAAGAUUUGGCUGCCAAGUGGCAAGCCGCCCUAGACGAUGAAUUUCUUGAUGAUGAUGAUGAGCUCUUACCAGAUGAGGAUGAGGAUGCUAACGGCAACGACAAGGCUGUUGAUCCAGCCGCGUUUUUUGGGAGUGAUGAUGAAGGAUUCUUGGAUGAUGUCGAAGAAACCACAGAUGUCGAUGGCUUGAAUAAUCACGUGACUGCAUUCGAUGCUAAUGGAACGAAACCACAAGCUACUAGUAGUCGCUAUACACCAGCAGAGGCAGUUCCGGCCACCCAGCCACAAUCCAAUAAACCUUUUGCACCGGCUGCACCAUUCUUGACCGACCUUUCGAGAUCGAAUACUACUCCAGAAACUUCUUUGUCAUUCAACCCUGCUGUCGCUAUGGGGAGUUAUCCAGUACAACAACGUCCUGAAUUACCUAAAGCUCAAAGUUUUGCCGACAAAGCUAAAGGGGGUUACGCAUCUCCUUAUGAUUUGCCAAUGGAAGUUGUAAAACCUCGUAAACGAGUAAGCACAAAUCAAAUGAAUCGUGGAUAUAAUGCAUCAGCUCCACCAGCCCCUCCCAGAGCUGCCAGUCUGAACAACCCACCACCAAGUGCCUAUCCUCUGCAGCAACAACAGCAAUCUGCGAUGAAUACUCCUCCUGCUGGGUCCAGUGCUCAAAAACCGAAGUCCGGUGCGGAUAGUGGUUUCUUCGAGGAUCUUCCUAUUCUUUCCAGACCCAAGGCUGCUCCUCGACACCAAACGACACCUGCACCUUCUCAAUAUACUCCGUCAAUCAAUGCUGUGCAUUCACAAAACUACCCACCCGCUUCUUCCCACCCUCCUUAUUCGACACCAAUUCAUCAAGAAGCGACCAUGCGACAACCAUCACCCCUUCAGCCACCCAUGCAAUCACCUCCAAUGGUUCAAGGUGGCUUGAUAGCCCCUGAGCGUGUAAGUCCUUAUGCUUCUAUUGCAUCGGCAGGUCAACAAUUACAAACCUCUGUACCUUCUGUAACAUCACGAUAUUCUCCGGCGCCACCCCCUUUACAACAUUCAACAAGCGCUCCAGUACCAGUCAUACAGGCUAGAUAUUCUCCUGCUCCGCCUCAACCACGGUCACAAUAUGCGCCAUCACCAUCAGCCCAUCUUCAAUCACCGCCGCAAGCGAUAUUACCACAUUUACCUCGAACUUCAAGUCCAUUGGCUCACUUUGAGAGAAGCCAAGAUGCGCGCGGGCAUGGUCCUGGUGGCGAGGUCGCAAAUUAUGAUCGUCGUAGCUCCUCGGGAUAUGAGCCUAUAUUGAGGGCACAUCCACUUCCACCGACCAGAGAGCUCGAUGAAAAUGAUGCCAGCAUACCGCAAACGCCGAUAUAUGGUGAACAGCCAAAGUUUUUUGCUUCACCUACACAAGGAAUGAGUUCGAUUUCUCAAACGUCACCCCCCAACUCAAGCAUUGCUGCUCGUAUGGCUAGAUCACCUCCGAAAAGAUCGUCGCCAUCGCAAUACAUGCCACAGCAUUCUUCUAAUACCCUGAGCCCACCUCCAGCUCAUGGCUUCGUCCCACCGCCAAGAUCCCAAACACAAUCUCCUGGUAGAGCUUUUGGUGGAUCUCGACUUGAAAUGAGUAUUCCUGAACCAUAUCAAAGACCAGCUUCUAUUGAGGCUCUAUCCCCUAGAAAUGCAUCCGCAUUUACCCCUACUCAACCAACAUUUCACGCCCCUGGGCGUCUCAGGGCGCCAUCCUUGGUUAACUACGUCGCCCCCAUAGAUGGCCGUGAACAUGAUUCUUUGCAAAGAUGGAAAGGCUGUCCUGUAUUUACCUGGGGUGUCGGGGGUACCAUGAUUACAUCUUUCCCCGUAGAUGUACCUCGAUACGGUAUGACUUCAACAACACCCAUGGUUGUUAGAAGUCCUGGAGAAGUAAAAGUCCGAAAUGUUAAAGACCUUGAUCCAUUAGAAAACAGGUUGACAAGCUUCCCUGGCCCAUUGAAGGGGAAAGCAAAGAAGAAGGAAGUUAUAUCUUGGUUGGCAUCUGGUAUAGAAAUUUUGGAGCAAAGUGCAUCGUACCUAAGAUCUCUCCAAGUUCUGUCUCAUGAUGACAAACGUACUGAGGAACGUUUACUUCUCUGGAAGAUUCUACAAGUAUUCAUCGAGAAUGACGGUAUUUUGGAAGGAAAUCCUAUUGUUGAGAAAGCUGUUAGAGCUGUCCUCUCCCCAGGUAUCGACAAUGAGGUUGGUCAAGAAUCGCCAUUAUAUGCAACCGGAGCAGAUCUCUCUGGCAUCUCAUCGUCAUCCACCAAUCCAACAACGGCUGAUCCCGUCGACCCUGCUGCUGUAGAUCGCAUGAGAAAGCAUUUAUUGAGAGGAGAUCGAGAGAAAGCUGUUUGGGAAGCUGUUGAUAAACGACUCUGGGCACAUGCAAUGCUCAUUUCAAACACUGUGUCAAAGGACCUUUACAAACAAGUUGCCCAAGAAUUCGUACAAAAAGAGGUGAAGAACGUUGGUGAUAACACUGAGCCUCUUGCUGCCUUGUAUGAGAUAUUUGCUGGCAAUUUUGAAGAAAGUAUCGACGAGCUCGUCCCACCAUCUGCUCGUGCCGGUUUUCAAAUGGUCAGCACAUCUACAUCAUUGACUUCUUCGAAGGAUGCACUUGAAGGUCUUGAUAGAUGGCGUGAGACACUUGGUCUUGUUCUAAGUAACCGAAGCACAGAUGACAGUAAAGCUUUAGCUGCAUUAGGAAAACUUCUUUCCGGUUAUGGCAGAGCUGAAGCUGCACAUAUUUGUUACCUAUUUGCCAGGACUUCAUCUGUAUUUGGAGGAAUUGAUGAUCCAAGUACAAAUGUGGUACUAAUUGGUUCUGAUCAUUUGAGACAACCAUUUGACUUCGAUAGGGAAUUGGAACCAGUUCUUCUUAGUGAAGUUUAUGAGUAUGGACUAUCGCUCUCGAAUACUUCUAGUAUCGUGACAUCCAACCCUCAUUUGGCAGUUUACAAAUUACACCAUGCUGCAGUCUUAGCAGAGUAUGGACAUCGACAAAAAGCUUUAGAAUACUGUGAGAGUAUUGCUUCAACAAUCACUUCUCAAACAAGAAGAUCACCAUAUCAUCAUGGUCAAUUAGUUUCAUCUCUUGAUGAUCUUAGCAACAGAUUAAAAUCGUCACCCAAGGAUGAAAACGGGUCUUGGAUCUCAAAACCUAGCAUUGAUAAAGUCUCUGGUUCCGUAUGGGCAACAUUCAAUAAAUUCGUUGCUGGUGACGAACAGGAUACUACCGAUACUAUAUCCAAUGCUGGAAGUCAGGCUGAUAUUGGUCCAUUCGCACGCAUUGCUGGUGGUACUCCAACUAUAAGCAGAUCACCGUCAGUUGCCGAUAUUUAUGGUAGCUCAUAUAAUGGAAGUGGAGGUUUGGGCAUUAACGGAAUCAUGUCAGCAACUCAACCACCACAAACCAAGGCAUCUUCGAGAUACGCCCCAGGCGCAAAUUCUACUUAUACUCCACAAGGAUCAUAUGAGCCACCAAGCUCCUCACAUGGUUCUCAGCCUAGAACUUCAUUUGAGGGUGGUAGAACAUCAGGCGAAUUCCGUCGAAACAUAUACGAACCACAAAGACAAAUGUCUUCAGAAUAUCGUCCAACUUCUCAGCAAUAUAAUCAACCCUCUAGCUUCACACCUCAAUCUAGUGGUUAUAGUCCAUAUACUGGUGGUGAUUCUCCUUACACUCCACAAGCUAUUCCUUCUGCAAUGGAAACUCCAUCAACCAAUUUCGAUUCACCACAACCUAUGAGUUUUGAUGGACAACCUUCGUAUCAACCACAUAUGGGAGGUGAUGAACCAUCUAGCAAUGGAUAUGAGCCUCCGACUGGAAGCUCUUACGAGCCACCCUCGUUAAGCACAGGAUACGAACCUCCAUCAUAUGAGCCUCAUUCGAUGGAACAACCUGAUUCGCCGAUCAGCACAAAGCCAAAGAAAAGCUUCAUGGAUGAUGACGAUGAUGACAUUCCUGCAUCGAAGGCGCCUGUAGAUACAAGUCGAGAAAAGACUAAAGUGGAGAAAGAUAGAGAAGCAGAUGAGGCUUUCCGCAAAGCUGCUGAAGCUGAUGCUGCAAAGGAUAAAAAGCCCGCUCCACAAAAGAAAGGUUGGGGACUUGGUUGGUUCGGAGGUGGUAAAAAGGACACCGCUUCGUCCGAUGCUGUACCAGACAAGAAAGCCGUUAGAGCUAAACUUGGAGAAGAAAGUAGUUUUGUCUAUGAUCCCGAUCUCAAAAGAUGGAUCAAUAAAAAAGCAGGGGCAGAAAACACCCCUACUCCAUCAGCAACUCCACCUCCACCAAGAGCUACAGGUCCACCAAGAUCAGCUAGCGGUAGCGUGAUGCCCAUUGCUGCAGGCCAUUUAAGCAUGCCUCCACGAUCCGUUAGCUCAGCAAGUGCACCACCUCAAAGAGCUAGUAGUGGUUCUAGUGACAUUGGGAAUUUAGCUGAUGGUGGGCUGGUGAAGUCUCCUAUGGCCCCAGCAAUGGCUAGGACGCAGAGUAACGGGAGUGCCAUGGGUGGAAAUUUGAGUGGAUUGAUGAGUACUGGAAGUGCGCCGCCCACUAGGCCAAGUACGGGUAUGAGCACUGCAUCCAGUAUUGAUGAUUUAUUGGGGCCGCCUACCGCGGGUUCAAGGAAGGGAACAGUUAGAAAGGGUAAGAAGGGGAGAGGAUAUAUUGAUGUUAUGGGGGAUAAGGCCGGGGGAAGUAGUGGGAGUCAGGGCUGA
Messenger RNA from Botrytis fragariae, 5976 nucleotides. RefSeq names its product putative copii coat assembly protein sec16 protein. NCBI's taxonomy places the organism in Eukaryota, Fungi, Ascomycota, Leotiomycetes, Helotiales, Sclerotiniaceae. The transcript has 2 exons. The record is from RefSeq and is a predicted model, not a curated record. Gene Ontology annotation, biological process: Golgi organization; COPII vesicle coat assembly; autophagy. The coding region runs from base 1 to 5976 and encodes 1991 amino acids. Gene Ontology annotation, cellular component: endoplasmic reticulum exit site; ER to Golgi transport vesicle membrane.